This is a messenger RNA of Scylla paramamosain (green mud crab), 4167 nucleotides long. RefSeq lists its product as uncharacterized. The record is from RefSeq and is a predicted model, not a curated record. The coding region runs from base 971 to 1900 and encodes 309 amino acids. The transcript has 8 exons. NCBI's taxonomy places the organism in Eukaryota, Metazoa, Arthropoda, Malacostraca, Decapoda, Portunidae.
CAGUUAAAAAGGAAAGACAGAACCUUGUGUGUCUGAGAACCAGCCUCGUGUUCCUCUGCAAUCAAUGAGAGGAUGUCACCAGGAUACCGGGAUCUUAAAGGAUGUUCCUUCAGCAGAUGAAGAGAACCGCCCACGCUUGGCUUCCGACACGUCCACCCCGAUAGUGAUGUGAAGUAAGCUGUAGUGACAGAGUAACAAGAUUUCUGCGUUAUUAACGGAAAAACUGUUUGAAAAAGCUCUAGUUGAAGUUAUACGAGUUUUUAAGUGUUUUUAUGGUUCUAGUGAAAGAUUAACAAGAUUACUGCAUUAUUAACAGGACAAACACUCUUGAGAACACGGCUAAUCAUUUCUGUGGCCUUUGAAAACUGUCGAGGUGAGAAAGCAAAGCGUUUCAGAAUACGGACCUAUGCGCAGAAACAACAAGAUUACAGACACCAUAACAUUGUGAAGUGAGAGCGUGUAAGAAACAACGAAUGAAAGAAAGUUACAAACACGCCAUGCUUUUGUCGAGUUACGGAGAAAAAAAAAAAAAAAAAAAACGCUAUAUGUGAUGUGAUGGUGCUCUGCUGUCUCACGGUGCGUUGAAACAAGGAAAACACGACUCGAAACUUCCCGACAAGCCUUACAACACGUGAAGAUCAGUGAACAGAGGGCCGCCAUCUUGAAACUGCGACUCUAGAAAACCACCCGACAGUGCCAGAAAGUGACCUCGGCAGUGACCUCGGCAGUGACCUCGGCAGUGACCAACAGUGACCAACAGUGACCUAACCCAACCUGACCUCAAGUGACCUUGAUGAGGUCAGGGCGCCGUCAGAAGCUCCAGGGGUGUGCCAUGGGGGUGAGGGGCUGAGAGUGAAGGAAGAGGAGGAGGAGGAGGAGGGGGAGGAGGAGGAGGAGGAGGAGGAGGAGGAGGAGGAGGGAGAAGAAGGAGGAGGUGGAGGAGGAGGAGGAGGGGAAGGAAGACUAGAAGAUGAUCAGUAUGGCUGCCUGUUUGUUCCUUCUGCUGCUGCUGCUGCUGCUGCUGGCGACGCUGCACGGGUCAGUAGAGGCCAUCAGAAUAGUGGAGAUGCAAGUCCCGCCCAUCGUGGAGGUCGGGAAGACCGUACAUCUGGCCUGCCACUUCGACACGGAAGGCGCCAACCUCUACUCCCUCAACUGGUGGCGUGGGUCAGACCAGUUCUUCCAGUACAGCCCCUCCAGUGUUGACAGGAUUAUUGUAUACGACUCCCCCGGCAUUACUGUUGACAAGGAACUAUCGGGACGCGAGACCGUAGUACUUCGGAACAUCUCGCACGCCUCCGCCGGCCGCUUCAAGUGUGAGGUGCUUGCUGACUACCCGAGCUUCGAGAAACACUCAGAAACAACGAGUAUGAAGGUGAUAGACGUGCCCACGCGGGAGCCCAAGGUGUCACUGAAUCGCCUGCAGUGGUCCCCCGGGGAGGUCCUGAGGGCUAACUGCACUGCCCCACCCGUCAGGCCUCCCUCAGAUCUCCACUGGUACAUCAACGGCAAGAAGGUGUCCGAGCAGAAGGUGCGCACCAUGGUGACGAAGGAACGGCCGGAGAGCAGGAUGGGCGUGGAUGGCGGCGCGGGGGUGGCGGGGAGCGGGCGGCAGCAAGAGGUGCCGCUGGAGGAGGAGCAGCUGAGUCGCACCUCGCAGCUCACUCUGGCGCUCAAGGCAGAACACUUCACGGCGGGCGGCCAGGCCACUCUGUCCUGCGAGGCGACUUUCUCCGGAAUGUACAGCAGGGUGACCAAGAUGCACUUGGCCCUCCCAGGCUACAAGACGGCGGCGCCCUCACAGAAGCUGUUCGGCGGCGGGGCUCCCAUGGCUGCAGGCGGCGGCGUAGAGGGCGCCGCCCUUCUGCUGGGGGUGCUGCUGUUGCUGCAGGUGUUGUAGGGGGCGCUGCGUCGAGGCUCGCCGCGCCGCCGAGGAAGGCUGCGGGGCGGCCACGCUGUGUGUCGACGCCCGUUUUGAUAACAAAGUGAACCAUGCCGCGCCGCGCCGCGCGUGUGGAGACAGACAGCUGCCUGCGGACGUGGCGGCAGCAGGCAGGCCAGGCGCCAUGGCAGGCAGCUGGUGCAGGCCGUACAGCCUGUACAGCCUGGCCUGGGGCGGCCGCCUGUCCCGCAGCCGCGUGUACUGUAAAUAGUCACUCACCAUACGGAGUUUCGCUGCCUAUGGAUUGAAUUCAGGGUCCUAGCAUGUAAGGAACUACUAACAAACACACUAGCCUGGUAGAGUCUCUAUAUUGGCCCCAUGAAUGUACAGUACUUAUACCGAGGUCACCCCUCACCUCGCCACGUCACCCCGCCAUCCCCAUCACCCGUAGCUCAUCACUAUACUCAAUGGGACGUAACUGUAUCGUCGUAGCGCUAAGUCGAUGGGACGUAGAGCUUAAGAUGAAAGACUAAGUGUAGCUCCCCUGCUGAGCGCGGCGCGUGUGGGCGGCCACGCGGCGGGCGUCGCGAGGCCUCGCUCAUGCCUCCCUCACUAACGGGCGCCCCUCCUCCCUGACACCCCGCGUCUCACCGCCUCCUACCGCCACGGGGCAGCAGCAGCCCACCACCCUCGUCUGCCGCGGGGCGCCCCGUGUGGCCUGCCACUUGCUGGCAGCACCCCGCGCUGUGCCAGUGCCGCGUCAGAUGCCCCGUGGCGGGGUGCCCCGUGGCCUGUGCGGCAACAGGCGCGUCACGAGCCACGCCACGUGAGGGAGGAGCCACCCAGCGUCACACGCCCUGACUGGCAGCGCCCAGCGACGCCCCUCCCCCCAUGCAGCGCGUGUCGCCGCCCACACCCGCGCUCUCAGGUAAUCCUGGGCGGCUCCCGGGCGCUGACGCUCCGGGGAGCCUCUAGAGCCCACGCCCACACCCUGAGGGAGGGUCCCGCGCCCCGGGUGCCCACGCCCAUGCACUUCACUACCGCCCGUUACAAGCGUCUUCCUUCAAUAUCACAAACGUGUUUUUAUUUUUACGUAACAUUUUGACACAGAGCUUAGAGAGUGAGCCCAGCGUGGCGCGGCGGUAAGCCCCGGGCGACGGGACGCCCGCACGCCCGCCCCUCCCCCCGGCCAGCCGCCGCCCCGCCCAGGCCGGCCAGCCUGGCGCCGCGGCCGCACGCCGGGCGACGCUCAACCUGACGAUUCCCUCGAGUCCCUCCGCGCGAGGCGACGCGACCUGUGAUGCCGAAACACGGAGCCAGACCCGCCCCACCACGCCCCCACCCGCGUCCGCCCGCCCGCCCGCCUGCCUGCACACCGGCUGGCUGACCACCCUGUAUUUUGUAGCGAAGUGUGUGUGUGUGUGUGUGUGUGUGUGUGUGUGUGUGUGUGUGUGUGUGUGCAUGAGAGAGAGAGAGAGAGAGAGAGAGAGAGAGAGAGAGAGAGAGAGAGAGAGAGAGAGAGAGAGAGAGAGAGAGAGAGAGAGAGAGAGAGGAGCACCACUCAGCGGAGCAGCAGCAGCAGCACAGCAGUGCGUGGCGAGCCGUGCAGGGCGAGGCUGCGAGAUGGAGUGGGGGGCGCGGCGCCCUGCGCGCCCCUGGAGCAAAGCAGGAGCUGGGAGGCGGUGAAAUCAGCCUAGCGCCGCCACCACUACCACCACCACGCCCGGGGACACCAACCACACCUGGCGCCACACACACACACACACACACACACACACACACACACACACACACACACACACACAUGCCCACCCGGCCACGCCCUGCUGCAGAAUGCUUCUGGACGCGUCAUCAGAAGCAAGAUGACUGGAAGCAUGAGCACCACCUGGGGGCAGUGCCAAUGCAGUGCCAAAGCGGUGCCAAAGCGGUGCCAAAGCGGCGCCAAAGCAGUGCCAAAGCGGUGCCACGUGGAGGAAGGAGGGACAGAAGGUAGAGGGCCGCGUGAGGGAGGCGAGGCGGCGGCACUAUCCCAGCUGGCACCAGUGAGGGCGUGCCACUCACCAAGGGAGUGGCUAUGGCGGGCGCCGUGCCUCUCAAAGGGCGUGGUGGCAAGCAGGAGUCUCCCGCCCUCGCAGCCGCCAUGACACAGUGGAGUAGACGGUAGGGAAACACACACACACACACACACACACACACACACACACACACACACACACACACACACACACACACACACACACACACCGUAUUUUGUACAAACGCCAAAAUAAAGGCUGUUCGAGGGC